Molecule: messenger RNA, 1944 nt
Organism: Carassius carassius (crucian carp)
Lineage: Eukaryota; Metazoa; Chordata; Actinopteri; Cypriniformes; Cyprinidae
Gene: slc71a1-1
Product: major facilitator superfamily domain containing 14A 1
Exons: 12
Coding region: 210-1667 (485 amino acids)
Biological process (GO): transmembrane transport
Cellular component (GO): membrane
Molecular function (GO): transmembrane transporter activity
Source: RefSeq, a predicted model, not a curated record
GAUGCCGACGUCAUGACGCACACCAUGAGUCUCUCUUCGGGAAGAUGGCUGCUGUAUACAUGAUGCGAAACUGAAUGGACCGACAACAGCCCAAAACUGCUAAAUUUCCCCCUUCUUUCCACCUCCGUCUCCCUCUCAACAUCCACACAGAUGCGUUUGCAUUCAAACGAAGCCGAUUUUAACAUAGCGUGAAGAACUAAGAUGAUAAUAUGACCCAGAAGAAGAAGAAGCGAGUGAAUCGCAGUUUGUUACUGGCGAAGAAAAUCAUCAUCAAGGAUGGAGGAACGCCUCAAGGCUAUGGUUCUCCAAGCGUUUAUCACGCCGUCAUCGUCAUAUUUCUGGAGUUCUUCGCUUGGGGUUUGCUGACAGCACCAACUUUAGGAGUUCUUCGUGAAACAUUCCCCAAACACACGUUUCUCAUGAAUGGCUUGAUCCACGGGGUCAAGGGUCUGCUGUCGUUUUUAAGCGCUCCUCUGAUUGGUGCUCUGUCAGACGUGUGGGGAAGGAAGUCGUUUCUUUUACUCACUGUCUUCUUCACGUGUGCUCCAAUUCCUUUAUUGAAGAUCAGCCCAUGGUGGUACUUUGCCAUUAUCUCUGUAUCUGGAGUGUUCGCCGUUACCUUCUCGGUUAUAUUUGCCUAUGUGGCCGACAUCACCCAAGAGCAUGAGCGCAGUAUGGCUUACGGCAUGGUCUCGGCCACGUUCGCGGCGAGUCUGGUGACAAGCCCAGCCAUCGGCGCGUAUCUGAGUCAGGUCUAUGGAGACAGUCUGGUAGUGGUUCUGGCUUCUGCCAUUGCUAUGCUUGACAUCUGCUUUAUCUUGGUGGCCGUGCCCGAAUCACUGCCGGAAAAGAUGAGACCGGCCUCCUGGGGCGCUCCAAUCUCUUGGGAACAAGCGGACCCCUUUGCUUCUUUGAGGAAGGUGGGCCAGGACUCGACGGUUCUGCUCAUCUGUAUAACAGUGUUUCUGUCAUAUCUGCCUGAGGCUGGCCAAUACUCCAGCUUCUUUCUCUAUCUGCAACAGAUAAUGGGAUUUUCACCUGAAAGUGUUGCAGCUUUCAUUGCUGUUCUAGGAUUGAUGUCUAUUGUUGCACAGACAGUUGUAUUAAGUUUACUAAUGCGUUCCAUCGGGAACAAGAACACAAUUUUGCUGGGAUUGGGAUUUCAGAUUCUGCAGCUCGCCUGGUAUGGGUUCGGAUCGGAGCCAUGGAUGAUGUGGGCAGCUGGAGCCGUUGCCGCCAUGUCUAGUAUCACUUUCCCUGCUGUUAGCGCCCUGAUUUCCCGCACAGCCGAACCGGAUCAACAAGGCGUGGGUCAAGGUAUGGUUACGGGAAUCCGCGGGCUGUGUAACGGUUUGGGUCCGGCUCUCUAUGGCUUCAUCUUCUACAUCUUUCAUGUCGAGUUGGACCAAGUUCCAGAGAAAGAACCGGAUUUACAGCAUCACCACAAUUACCACCAACAGAGUGCAAUAAUCCCGGGACCGCCGUUCCUAUUUGGUGCGUGUUCUGUGCUGCUGGCGCUCCUGGUGGCGCUUUUCAUUCCCGAACACCCCCAUAUGGGCACUCGUGCGGGCAGCUGGAAGAAGCACACAUCCCCCCACGGCCACCCGCACAGUCCCCACCCUCCUGGAGAGGCCAAAGAGCCCCUUCUACAGGACACUAAUGUGUGAUUGGGAGUUUCAAUGUGGCUAUUUUGGUCACGCCCCUUAUUACACAUUGGGUAAGAAACUGCGCAUGGAGGCUAUUGUCAUUUAUUGAAAUGUAAAGCUAUAUCGGAGGCAUGGCCAGUCUUGCGCCUAGAGCUCUACCAUCCUGCAGAAUAUCAUUUAAAUACACCUGAACUUGUUCAUUAAGGUUUAUGGAAAUUACAGACAGGAAGGAAGUCUCUAAGAUUAAGACUGGGCGUUCCUGCUGAAUCACCAAUAGAGCACCACUUUUUAAAAGAAA